AAACAAGCAGGCAUUGUUCCCUUCAAUAACAACCCUUACGGGCAGCGUGGAGAUCUUGCGGAGUGGAAGGUGGUAUCCACAAAAGGGGUUCGAUGUGACGCCAGGAUACAAUUCUGGAGGCUAGAAAAGAGACCAGAAAGCUGCAUACCAGGCGGACAAGUACAAUGAAAAGACAAAGCAGUCGCGAUGCCAGAUUUACGCAAGAAGGUUGGACAGCUGUUCGCUGUCGGCUUCCACAGCACGGAAGUCGACACGGAGAUCAAAUCCAUGAUCCAUGAUUAUGGUGUUGGAGCAAUCAUAUUGUUCAAAAGAAACAUUCAGAAUGGGGCACAAUUGAAAGCUUUGACUCUUGCUCUGCAGCAAGAAGCUCGCACUGCAGGUCAUGAACAGCCUCUUUUCAUCGCGCUAGAUCAGGAGAAUGGCCUGAUCACUCGAAUUUCUCCACCCAUGGCACCGCAACAGCCCGGCAUGAUGACAUUGGGGGCUGCGGGCUCAGCUCAUCUCGCGUAUGAGGUCGCAAAGGCGACUGGAGAGACAUUGCGAUGUUUUGGCAUCAAUAUGAAUUACGCACCCAUUGGGGAUAUCAACUCGGAGCCAUUGAACCCUGUAAUUGGGACACGUAGCCCUGGCGACGAACCUGAAUUCGUGUCUAGUAUUUCCAGCGCCACGGCUCGUGGACUUCGUGAAGAAAAGGUCGUCCCAAGUAUUAAGCAUUUCCCUGGCCAUGGGGACACGGCCGUAGACUCGCACUUUGGGCUGCCAGUUAUCAAUAAAUCGCGCCAGGAGCUGGAAAAAUGUGAGCUUGUUCCUUUUCGGCGUGCCGUCGCAGAGGGGAUUGAGACGGUGAUGAUGGCGCACAUCGCUCUUCCCGGGAUCGGAGAUGAUAAACUACCGGCGAGCCUAUCGCCUACUGCGCUCGGAAUUCUCCGCAAGGAGAUGAAGUAUGACGGUGUGAUUAUUACUGACUGUUUGGAAAUGGACGGGGUUCGAGCAACAUUCGGAACCGUUGACGGAACAGUCAUGGCGUUGAAAGCCGGGAGUGAUAGUAUCAUGAUCUGCCAUACAUACGACGUCCAGGCCGCCGCCAUCAACAGAGUUUGUCAAGAGAUCGAGAAGGGAAAUUUUACUGUGCAGCGCAUCGACAGUUCUGCGGAUAGGCUUAAGGCUCUUAAAUCCAAAUUUCUGUCUUGGGAUGAGGCUUUGAGCCAUCCAGAUGAAAACUUUUUGGCCGGAAUAAAUGAGAAAAAUGAAAAACUCUCCCAGGAGGCUUAUGCUCGCGCGGUCACUUUGAUCCGAUCCCAGUCGGGUAUUCUUCCUCUCUCGACAACAGCCAAAACGGUCUUCCUUUCACCUGGAGGUAAUAUCCCAGCUGGAGGCGCUGUAGACAGUGGUAUUGAUGAGACCAAAUCCAGAGUACCGCAUACAUCCGCCUUAUUCGGAAAUGUGCUACGAGAGUAUAAUGCCAAUGUGACUGACAUCCGCUAUGAUGAAGAUGGUCUAUCAAGCGACCAAUGGAAAGAGAUAGAGGAUGCGGGAACCGUUAUUUUUGCAACUCGCAAUGCAAUGGAGUCUCCCUAUCAGCACGAGCUUGGCCUAGAGGUAGCUCGUCGAGCAUUGAAGGUCGUCCAUAUUGCAACAUGUGCUCCGUAUGACUUCCUAGACGAUCAAGUGGUGCAUACGUACCUAGCCACCUACGAACCUACCAUUGCGGCAUUCACUGCAGCCGUGAAGAUUCUCUAUGGUAAAGCAACUUCACAGGGCAAGCUACCAGUUGGAAAUACCUCCAGUGCAAAAGAUAUUCAGUUCAAAAUCGACCCCUUCCAUCCCGAUGACUUAGAUGCAAUUGGCGGGAUUUGGGCCGCAUGUUUCCAACCGUAUAACCUCCACGUGUCACAGCUUUCGCAGCUCAUAUCCGCUCCAGGUGGGAGACAUCUAGUGGUAAAGGACGGAGUUAGUGUCGUGGGCUUUGUUCUAGCCUUCGUUACACCAGCUACGCCUCUUGCCCAGCAAAAGACAGCGCAUAUUGCUGUCCUUGCCGUUUCGCCAUCGCACCAAAACCGAGGUAUUGGCACUGCUCUUCUUGCGAGAAUCCGUGAAAUACUCCGAGCGGAGCAUCAGCUGUUUACCUUCAAACUUGGCAGUGGGUUUCCUCGCUUCUGGCCUGGGUUGCCGUGCGACUUACUGCCAAAUGCGAGGGAAUUUUUUGUCCAUCGCGGGGCUAGACUGGUACGCGAAGGAGAUGUAGAUAUGUUUCAAGAUAUCACGGAGUUUGAAGGUUCUAACAUAUAUCUCGAACGGGCUGCGGAGAGAGGUUUCACCUUCCGACCACUACAACAAGACGAAUACGACGCAUGCAUUGAACUACAAAAGAAGAAUUUUGGCCACAGUGGGGGCUGGGUGGAUGCGUUCGUCUCUCUUCCCCCUUCCCAGGAGCCGAACAGCGUCAUGGUUGCCUUCAAUUCUACAGGCAGACAGAUCGGAUGGACUCUCAUGCUGUCGCCAGACAACAAAUUGCUCCAACAACAGUGGGCAUUCCCGCCCCUGCUAGGGCCGAAGACUGGCUUGAUAGGUUGUGUAGGUGUGGAUACAGAGUGGAGAUCCCAAGGCAUUGGGCUGGCGCUUAUAAGCCACGCAAUCCAGAAUAUGCAAGCUCGUGGCGUUGAGAAGGUGUUUGUCGAUUGGACAGACAAAGUCGAAUGGUACGGCAAGGUUGGAUUUCGAGUUUGGAAGGAGUAUAUCAUGGCAGAAAUCUGAGCGUUUCGUUUUCUCGCUUGUGCGUUUCUUGCAGAAUGAGACUCCUUAGUGGCCAACCCUCAAAAUGGUAGCCAUGUUAUUAGAAUGGUUUUUAGAUAGUAGACUACUCGGUAUCGAUAAUAAAUUGCCAGGAUUGCCUUCUUAA
This is a messenger RNA of Talaromyces proteolyticus, 2899 nucleotides long. RefSeq names its product putative beta-N-acetylglucosaminidase. The coding region runs from base 187 to 2754 and encodes 855 amino acids. Gene Ontology annotation, biological process: peptidoglycan turnover; carbohydrate metabolic process. The record is from RefSeq and is a predicted model, not a curated record. The transcript has 3 exons. NCBI's taxonomy places the organism in Eukaryota, Fungi, Ascomycota, Eurotiomycetes, Eurotiales, Trichocomaceae. Gene Ontology annotation, molecular function: acyltransferase activity, transferring groups other than amino-acyl groups; hydrolase activity, hydrolyzing O-glycosyl compounds.